ACAUGCGAAGGGAAGCAACGCAGGAGUUCGAAGCCAGCCUUGCUCCCUCAUCUGGGAAUUGCGACUUUGCAGACACACAACGAAUUCCACAUAAAAGUCAACACAGUUUUCAGACCUCAAUAUUCCAUUGGACGGUGCGAGAACAUCUUUUUUCAAAAAGGGGACGUGAACUGGUUCUCUCGGCGGGAUUCUGCACCGAGCCUCGAGGGCUGAGACAGGAGAACUGCAUCCCAUUCAAGCGUCAUUUUUAUAUUGCUGCAAUUUUUAUCGUGUUGGCAAGAGAAGUAAUAAACCGGUAUGUGAAACGCGAAUGGAAACGAGCAGUGGGUCGUUCGGCCGGUAGACCCGUGCCACUUGCGGCCGGCGAGGACAGCGUGGGGUCUGGCCGCUCCGACCCACUGUGGGGACGAUUAGUGGGCGAGGGCAAGUAUGGCAGCAAACGCGGAAGCCAUCUCAGUAGAUCAAUAAGAAAAAAUUGUCACGAUGCCAGAAGAAGAAAUCCAAUGAUCAGAUUAGAUUGUCAUUCAUCCAACUGGACAUUUAAUAAUAACAGUAUCUCAGCUGCCCCUAUGGAAUUGAGUAGUAAUGGAUUUCUAGCAUUCCAUUACGAAAAUAAUAAUAAUAAUAAUAAUAAUAAUAAUAAUAAUAAUAAUAAUAAUACGUCUUUAUUGCACAAUUUCCUCUGCAAAUCCACCAACAUUUACAAAUGUAUUCUAAAAAAGAACACACAUUACAAUACA
This is a messenger RNA of Gryllus bimaculatus (two-spotted cricket), 740 nucleotides long. The record is from the annotation of a GenBank genome assembly. NCBI's taxonomy places the organism in Eukaryota, Metazoa, Arthropoda, Insecta, Orthoptera, Gryllidae.